Cyphellophora attinorum is the source of this 4314-nucleotide messenger RNA. Its product is annotated as Golgin IMH1. Bases 1 to 4314 code for a protein of 1437 amino acids. The record is from RefSeq and is a predicted model, not a curated record. The transcript has 3 exons. Gene Ontology annotation, cellular component: Golgi apparatus. Lineage: Eukaryota; Fungi; Ascomycota; Eurotiomycetes; Chaetothyriales; Cyphellophoraceae.
AUGCCUCCCACGCCUCAACCACAAGACGACUCGCACCAGCAGUUGUUGGAUCAGAUGGACAUCUUUUACACAGUCAAACCAUUUCGCAACCAGACAUGGAAGCCUUCAGGGCGUCGCAACAAGAACACAAAGCAAAUCAUUGGCGAGACCCAACGGCGGGAGGCUUCAGUGAUGGCCACGCAAAAUAAUAGUGGCGCUUCGACACCACUACCAGCGACCGGCGUAACAUCAGAUGGUGCCAUGACGCCGGUGCAAGGCCCAGGCGCUGGCAAGCCUGUGAACAUGGCACAAGCGGCCCAGAGCCUGUCGACACUGGUUCUGGAGAGGAAUCUUCUCAAGGCGACAAAUGGAAACGCACCCAAUCUGGGGCCGGCCGUAACCUACACGAACAUCGAAAGCGCGCCGAGUCUACAUCCAGCACAUCAGAAACAGUACUGCGAUAUAACAGGCAUUCCGUCGAGGUACACAGAUCCGAAGACCAAGCUACGGUACUACGACAAGGAGAUAUUUGGCGUUGUGAGAACGUUGGGACCCGGUGGACCAGACUCAUACCUCGCAGCCAGAGGAGCGAAUGUGCGCUUCAAAGGCGCAAUUGACGCCCGCAUCGCCGAGGAGCAAGCCCGCCAACGACAAGCUGCGGCCUCGGGGUCGCCGCAAAGAGGGCAGACUCGCCGUAGAGGUCCAGGUCAGCAAGAUGGCCGGACUCCGCGCGUCUCGUCGCGCCAAAGAGAGCCAACGACAGGAAAUGCUAUCAAGACUCCUAACCCUUCCGACUUCGAGCCUGCGUUCUCUAUAGGUGGCGACGAUAGCCUGCCGCCCAGUAGAGUCUCGACGCCCUUGCCAGAUAAUGCACCCAGCCAAGCUAAGGGCAACGAAGCGGAUGACAAGGUGGCAGAUGGCCACCCCGUCCAAGAAGAUGCCGCCACGGACGCACGAGACACCAACGGCAACGCUGAACCUGCGCAACCUGUAGAACUGCCAGUCGAUGUGCGAACAAAGCUGCGAAAGCUCGAGCGGAUUGAGUCCAAAUAUGGCGAAUUGUUAAAGGCAUACCGUAUAGUGCAUAGUCGAGCUCAAGCGAUUGAGCCAUUCGAGGCCACGCUGCGCGAAUACACACCACUUACAAGCAUUGGAGAUCCGGCUUCACUGAUAGAGUAUCUUGGUCAGAUCACUACAAAAGGCGAUAUGGUCUUAGAUGAGCUGAAACGCGUGUCUUCGGAAAGAGACGAAUUGAAGCAGAAGAACCAGCAGGCGGACAAGACGAUCGAGCAACUGCGCACAGAGGUCUCGGAUCUCAAACUUGCAACUGCCCGAGAGCCCAAGGCCAGUGAAGAACAAGUCGGAUUGGUCCCUGAGACUACAGGUGGCGAGGAUACUAAGGAUGAUUCGCAGCACACCAUGUCACCUACAACGUCAGUGAAGUCUCCCUCCUCGAUCUCAGCACGGAUACCAAGUCUUUCACUAUUCUCUCCCCGCUCGAAGCCGACAUCGCCGCCUUCAAAGGACACAACUGAAGACCUCUUCUCGUAUGAUUCAGAAGUGCCACGGCUUGAAAAGGAACUGCAUUCCAGCCAGGAGCAAAUCGAAGACUUGAAACAGCAAUUGGGAAAGGUCAAGGGCGAUUUGACAGUUGCCCGCGAGUCGACUGGAGGUAUGGCGGUGAGUUUAGAGUCAGCCACCAGGGAGCUCCAAGAGCUUCGAGAGUCCAAGGACAAGUUCGACUCAGAGAAGGCCCGUCUACAGCGCAGGAUCGACGAGCUCGUUGCCUCUGAGCUGAGUACGUCGCAACAAUCGUCGCGAUCACAGGACGAGAUGAUCGAGAUCCGCGGUCAGAUUUCGUCUCUCACAGCAGAGCUGGAGCAAGUCAAGCAGAACCUGCACACCACUGAGGCGGCGAAGACUCGAAUGGAGUCUGAUCUAGAAGCUGCCCGUGCAGACUUGGCGACCUCCGCCGAGAAACUGGCACAGAAGGAUUCCGAACUCAAGGAGCUCGAGAGCAGUCUCGCCGCAGCAAAGCAGGCAGCUCGAGAUCACGAGCAGCGGCGUAGCGACGAGACUGUCAGCGAAAAGAAGAUUGGCACAAUGCAGGCAGUGAUGGACACACUGCGUUCUCAGCUGAAGUCUGCAGAAGCCACGAUCAAUGAGGUGCGGACAGAGAUGGCGAAGAACGAGGAACAUUUCAACUCGCGGCCAUCGACCAAAGUUUUCGGUUUCUUUGACGAUGACUCCAGCCUAGACCCCAGCGACUUCAAAAGCCGAGACGACGUUGUAGCAUACAUCAGCAAGAAUUUUGGCGCACAGAAAGAGACCUCUGGCUCCCAAGGGGCGUCCGAAGGUUCUGCUGCCAAACCUUCUGCGCCCACGUCAGGCCAGGGAUCGAAGAAAAGCAAUAAGAAGAAAAAGAAGGGCAAGGGCAAGGGUGCUGCAACGGUCACCGACGACAUCGAGGCCGACGAGCCUGUUGCGGGAGCGGACGAUGUUGGAAACGUUGCGCCUUCUCCAUCGCCCGAGGUCAUAGCAAAGCUCGAGAAAGAGAUCGUCGAGCUCAAGGAAGCCAUCGGACAUCGAGAUUUGUCAAUUGAACGACUUUCGAAACAAAUCAAGGAUCAAGAAGCUCUAAAAGAAGAAAUUGAAACUCUUCGUGAUGACCUUCUGCACCAGGGCGAAGAGCACGUCGAAGCUCGAGACCGGCUCAAGGUGGUCGAAAGCGAACGAAAAGCUUUGGUCGAGAAGACAGAGCAACUCGAGGCCGAGCUUCUCGAGCUCCAGAAGGCGAUGUCCACUAGGUCUGCGGCCGACGAAGACCAGAAGAAUGUUGCGAAGGAACUCGUUGAGCUGAAGCUCAAAUCGACAUCUCUGCAAUCCGAUCUGACUGCAGCAGAACAAUUGGCCGCGACCAGGUUCAAAGAUCUGAGUGACCUGCGGGAGCUACUCUCAAAGGCCCAACCUGAACUGAAGAGCUUGCGAGCAGAAAUCGCGGAGCUAAAGAAGGCUAAGGAGGAUCUCAAGAAUCAGGAAGGUGAGCUCAAGCGUAUGGAGGCGCGUCAUGAAGACCUCAAAGCAGAGAUGAAAGGAUUUGGCAAGCGUUUGAGCGACAAAGAUGCCGAGGUCAAGGAAUUGCAGCAGAAGAUCGAACAAGAAACAUCCACACGAACACGGGCCGAGGAGGACUUGCGAACGACAGAGUCUCAGCUGCGAACUUCGGAAGCUCGCAGACAAGAAGCCACUACUGCUUCCAAAGAUUCCAACGAAAGCUUAAGGAAGAGUCGCGAGGAGAUCACGAAGCUGAAAACUCAACUGUCUGAUCUUGAGGCCCGCGUGACAACCCACGAUCGUCAGGUCACAGAGCUCCGAGAAGAAGUGACCCUCAAGGCCGCCCUUCAUUCCUCCGCUCAAUCACUCGUGCAGUCUCUGCGAGAUCAGACGCAUGAGCUCAACACUCAAGCACGCGAAGCCUCGACACGCGCCGAAAAUCUCGAGGAAGAGCUCGCAGAAGCCCAACGUAUGCUCACUGAACGGACUCGAGAAGGGCAGACCAUGCGCAUGCUGCUGAACCAGUCCGAAACUGGCACUGAAUCUCGUGUCCGCGAAAUGAAAGAGCGCAUGGACGCAGCUAUCGAAGAACGCGAUCGUGUUGAAGACGAGGCAAGCGUCAGCAGCCGACGAAUGAUCCGCGAGCUGGAUGAAGCCAAAUCGAAAGCGCGAGAAGCCCAGCGAGCGCUCAAGAUUCUUGAAGACGAAAAGGACGAGCUCAACAUCAAGCAGCGAGACUCCAAGCGCAGGUUGAACGAUUUAGAGCAAGCUUCAGAGCGUGCCUCGAAAGAAGUGGAAGAUGUUCGCGCCGCUAUGGCCGGGUUGCGAGAAGCACUCAACGAAAGCGAGCGGCAGGUACAAGACCUCGAGACUCAGAGGAUUGAGCUGCGCAAAGCAAGUGCUGAAGCUAAGGAAAAUAUCGACAAGCUUACGAAAUCCAACAAGACUCUUUCAGAUGAGGUCAAAGCGCUUCAAGCAGGUGCGAAGAAGCAGCAAGCAGUCAGACCAGGCCUAGAAUCCGGUCUUCAGAGCUCAAGAGCUUCGACGGAUUCAACAUCGGCGAGAUCGCCUGCGCCGAGUGCUCGUGAGAAACAAGGUAGCGCUCCGCAGGGGUUGAGUCAAGGCACCGUCGACUAUGUCUAUCUGAAGAAUGUGCUCUUGCAAUUCUUGGAACAGAAGGAUAAGGCGCAUCAGCGGCAGCUCAUUCCUGUGUUGGGCAUGCUGCUGCACUUUGAUCGCAAAGACGAGCAAAGAUGGAUGUCUGCCAUAACGGCAAAGUAG